Lachnellula hyalina is the source of this 741-nucleotide messenger RNA. Its product is annotated as (S)-2-haloacid dehalogenase 4A. The transcript has 2 exons. Bases 1 to 741 code for a protein of 246 amino acids. The record is from RefSeq and is a predicted model, not a curated record. Lineage: Eukaryota; Fungi; Ascomycota; Leotiomycetes; Helotiales; Lachnaceae.
AUGGUCAAGGCAGAGAAACAAAUCGUUUUCGACGUUGUAGGCACCCUUGUGUCCUACGACUACUUCUUCGAGGCCAUUGAAUCUCGACUGGGCGAGAAACUCCGCGCAGAAUGCAUCAAACCCAAACUCCUAGGAUUUGCGUGGAUGGAGGCAGCUGAGCGAGAAUACACUUAUCUGUCAAUUUCGGGGAAAUACACCGUCUUUUUCGACGUCUUCGGGCCACUUUUCUAUCGCAUGCUAUGGAUGGCUGGAGUCCAAGAACCCCGCAAGUUCGCCACAGACGAAGAUAGAGAUUAUAUUCUGGCUGCAUAUCGCCAGCUGAAGCUGCGACCUGGCGCUGUAGAGUGUGUCCAGAAACUCCGAGCAGCUGGUUUCACCGUCUGGGCAUUUACAGCGGGUGAUAUUGCACGCGUCGGCGCCUACUUCAAGUCGGGUGGCAUUGAGAUGCCAGCAGAGAAUCUCUUGUCUUGCGAUACUUUGGGAGUAGGGAAACCGGCAUCGGACGCCUACCGCCCGCUUUUGGAGCAGUUUGGGGUUGAGAAGAGCGGUGGAAUAGGCCAUUCAGUCUGGUUUGGAGCAGCUCAUAUGUGGGAUGUCUCAGCAGCAAAGCGCACAGGGUUUAGAGGCGCAUACUGUUCGAUAUGGGAGAAUGAACCGUGCGUGGAGUUAUUUGGGAAGAUGGAUGUGAUGGCCCCUACACUACCUGAAAUGGCAGACCAAGUCAUCGCUGCUUCACAAUGA